Molecule: messenger RNA, 4216 nt
Organism: Neolamprologus brichardi
Lineage: Eukaryota; Metazoa; Chordata; Actinopteri; Cichliformes; Cichlidae
Biological process (GO): induction of positive chemotaxis; leukocyte chemotaxis
Molecular function (GO): CD4 receptor binding; cytokine activity
Source: RefSeq, a predicted model, not a curated record
AAAGAGAAGCAGACAAAGAGUGAGAGAAGGGCAGUCAGGAGCGAGGAGCUGAUGUCAUUACAUGGCGAUGUCUUCAUUACGAAUCCGAGUUAACACAAUGACCCAGGACAAGCACAGAAAACACACUUAAAGGAGGCAAUGGGAGCUGUUCAGUGAGGUCAAGCUGGGGAACUGGAGUCUCCUGUGGUCAAAACAAGAAGAAGAGCCAGUGGAGUCACCACUUCCAGGCCGCAAAAACCAGAGCACAAUUAGGAAUAUCAAACUACUGCACUGAGGAUGUCUGUCUGUGGAAGAAUCUAAUGAGAGGAUUGUAACUGUGACACUAUUUGUUUUUUACACGCCCAAAACGCGAGCCUCCUAGAUGAACCGCUUCCAGAGUGCAAUCUAAAAGACAGUCGCUUGGACUCCCAGAAAAUAUCAAGUUCACUCUUCCGCUCUUUUUUUGGGAUCUGGCAUUUGACAGGAGGUCAUUAACUUUGUUUACUCUCAGACAAUGGACUCGUCUCUGCUGCCCGCUUCACAGAAUGAGUAUGGCAAGCAGAGGACAGGGGUGAAAUUCACCGUCCGCUCAGCUAACUCUCCCACAUACAGUCUCUCUCGCAGCUCAGGUGUCAGGAAACGGGAGGGCAUAGGAGAAGUUGCAGAAAGAGAACGAUAUAGGACACACACCAACACAAACGGUACAAAUAAGGAUGACGACACAGUCACUGGAUGUGAAACCAGGACUAGGAGUGGCAGCAGUGUCAGCACAAACAGAACGAUCCCAGAGUUUGGCACUGACAGAAGAGAAAACCCUGCAUUUGAAAGCCAGGGAAGAUCGGCGUGGAGGGGAUCCAACCUUACAAGCAGAAGUAAGAGUUUAGAUUUCAAAACAGGCGCUAGAACACCUGAUCUCAAUACCAUAGCUGACUUUUCUCAGCUGUCCAACAACAAUAGGGGGGACACCAGUAAAUAUGCUGGAGCUUUGGAGGGAAGGAGGACACAAAUUGAAGGCAGCGUCAUGGACAGGAUUUCAUCACUAAAGGCCUUUAAUUCUGUAGCUGUAAGUAAUCUUCAAGAGAGAAGCGAGCUUUUGGAAAGGAGCAGUAGGGGUAAGACUCUCCCUACCAGGUUAAGAUCCCUGUCUGGAUCUAACUCUAGGUACACAGAGACAUCUGCUUCAUUGGGGCCCAAAAGUGGCCAAAGUAUAACGGAGCGGAUAGAGAAACUCUUUGGACCUACUGGUUUUGGUAAAACGGAUGACUGCAAAAAUAGGGAUUCCUCUAAUAACUCUGAAUCAUCAACAGAAUCCCUCAUUUCACAGCAGCAAAAGCCUCAUGAGAAGACAGCAGGGGGCACCUUCCCUAUGAGUUUCUUCUCGAAGGACAGCGAUAGUGCGGUGAAAAGUGGACUUUCACUCUGGACACAAAAAGAUGCCAAUGCCUCAGGGUUUGAGACUUCAUUUUCAUCUGGGGCAAGCAUAACCAGAGAUAGCUCACUAGGAGGGUGGAUGCAGGGAAGGUAUUCAGAGGAAAGUGGAGUUAAUUGGGGCAAGGGUUUUAUGGAAACAGGUACAAGGUCCCUGGAUAGAGCCAGGAGUAGGUCCUGUAUAGCUGCACAGAUUAGAUCUGCAAGGGCAAACGCACAGCCAAAAACUUUGUUAGAAGAGACACCAGAUUCUUUCAGAGAGUCAUCUGAAUUCAGAGACAAAAGCAAAGACGAGAGCUCUGCAAACAACGGAGAGGAAAAGAGUGAAACUAAUGUAAUAAGUGGGAUGUUGAGAGACAGGACUAGAAGUGUUGAUGGACCAGAUCAAAUAACAGAAUUGAAGGGUGGCAAUGCUUAUGAGGAUGUAUUUGAGACGAAUCCACAGAAAACCAAUGUGAAAACAGCAGAGAGAAAGAAGGCUCUGUCUGUCUCCUCAGCAGCCAGUGUUAGAAAUAAGAUCAACCAGUUUGAGGCUCUGACACAGCAAGCUCAGAGUUUUGCGACAGGCCAAGUCCAAAUACCCAGACGUACCUUUUCUGUACCAGCACAAGUCAGCAGGGGACAUGAAGGAGUGAAGAAGAGCGGGUCUGCAAAAGAAAUAAAUGAGCUAAGGAAAAAGUGGGCAGGACUCCAAGAAGAAGGGGAGGCUCAAGAUAAAAGUGAAGACAAAAUGAUGGGAACAGUAAAGAAGGUUUGGCCUGACAGAAAUUUAUCAGUGGAUGAAAUUGGACUAAGAAUAGAGAAGGAACAGACAGGACUAAAUGACUUGGAUCAGAAAAGAAAAACAGACUCUACUGAUGAUUUAAAAUUUUCCGGACUCAAGACUACCCAAGAAAUGCCUCAUAAAAGUGACAGAGCUGUAAGUGGAAAGCUUGGCACAGACGAGACAGAUUUCUUCAAAGCCUCAAGCCCUGAAGAGGCAAGUGAGAGAGACGUGACAGGCAGCAGUACACCAACCCCACUACCACCCUGUGACCCUUCACACAAGGAAAGGUCACACUCUGAUAUUACUUCACCAGUUAGUGAUGAUGAACAGACUCCAACAAACAGCCCUAGCUAUUUACUGACUACUUCACCUGUGGCACAGCUGGGGGAUGUCACUCCCACUGCCGACAGUGACAACAAAAGCCCUCCUGUCUUCACAUGUCCAGCAAAAGAUCCAGACUUUUCUCCUCGUCCUCUUCCUACAUCUUCUGACAACAACCUUCAAGAUGUCAUCUCCCCAGACAUCCAAACAACACCCCAGAAAGGCAAGAAACGGUUAUUGGACCUGAAUGCUUGGAUAGCUGGUUUGAACCCAGAUUUGAAAGUCUUUAGUGAUGAUGAGGAUGUUGAUGAUGAUGAAAGCACCCAAAAAGAUGACGAUUCAAACUAUGAUUCAGACUCAGGAGAGUCCUCGGUUACCAUCACCAGCAAUAUGAGUCAGUCAGAUCGCAGGAGCUUCUCUGUCACUCUUUCGGACCUGUGUAACUUUGCUGGAGCUGACUACGAUUCAGAGAAUGACAGCGAUGACUGGCAGUCAACAAACCAGCGUACCGCUUCAAUGAGCUCAGAUAUGUCAGUGUUUUCCUGUGUGUCUGUGAUGCCCGCUGAGGAGCUCGACAAGCUUGUAGAGGAAGUGAGGAACCUGGGGGAUGAUGCCCUGCAGGACUAUGAUGAUGUGCAGGUAGUGGUUCUCCAUAAAGACGUCGGAGUCGGACUAGGCUUCAGUUUGGCAGGAGGCGUGGACCAAAACAAGCCCAUCACUGUUCACAAAGUAUUUCACUCAGGUGUUGCAGCCAAGCAAGGCUCUAUAAAGGAAGGUGACCAGGUUUUAUCCAUCAAUGGCACAGCACUAUCUGGGAGUGCCCACUGGGAAGCCUUGAGGGUUUUAAGAAGGGCAAAGGCGAAGGAUAUGGUAGUUGUGGUGGUGAGGAGGGGGGGCAUCAUAGACAGCUCUAAGAAAGGAGAAGAGGGAAAUAGUCGGGGACAAACACCGGAACAGUAUGAGACAGGUCAAACAGUAUGUGUGCAACUACAGAAAAACAGCCGGGAUCUGGGCUUCAGUCUGGAGGGAGGUGAAGGCUCCAGUCUGGGGAACAGACCACUCACCGUCCAGAAAAUCUUCCAAGGAGGUCCUGUUGACAUGGUAUAUCCUGGUGAUGAGGUCCUAGAAGUCCAAGGGACAAGCGUGGUGGGGAUGAGGCGCUUAGAAGCCUGGACUUUGAUCAGAGCACUUCCUCCUGGGCCUGUGGAUGUGGUGCUACGUCGCUCCCAUAAGCAUCCAGAAACAUGAAGAUUAAGGAAGCAGUUUACUCCUUGUAAGAUUAAGGGGAUGGACCAAAAACAUAAACGCUAUCUAUGAGAGACCGUAUCUCCUUCAGUGGGCAAGAACUUGAAAUCUGGACAUGAUAUAGUUCAAAAUGUGUUUAUGUACAGGCAGUAUAAUAACUAUAAUAUCCUAAAGAAAAAGAAAAAUAAGCUUGGAGACCAGGUCAAGGGUGUAUAUUUUUCUUACAUGCUCUUUUUUAACAGGAUUACAUCUACCUCAAGGCCUGGCAAACCUCUAUAUCAGCUGAAUCAUUGAGUAAUUGUGGCUCCUACAUGCACCAAAUCAACCAACAUUUGUAUCAGAUAGAUUGAUCAGUUCAAAACAGAUCAUUUGGUACCUGUAAGUGAAAAACGAUGUUGUACUAUACUGUUAAUAGUUAAUAACUUUUCCAUUGAGACUUUAUAUUUGUUUUUAAUAAAAGCUAACAAAUUGAUGUUU